GUCAUAAAACAGUCAUGCGCUCUCCUGCUUUCCCCCCUCUUCAUCAAUGAGACUGCAUUUUCUUUUCAUAAAGGCUUCACGGUUUAGUUAUAACUGCGCCAUCUUCAUGUUAGCGCGCGCUGGCCCCUCGCGGCGCUUAAAGUCCGAAAAUGAGCGAUGAGAGAAGAAAAACGCUAAAAACAAUACUUCAGCUGACGUCACAACUUCUGUGGGUGGUGGGGUUGGUUGUGGGAUUGAGUGGAGUCUACCUGCUGAUGUACUGCAGACAGAGCAGCGUAUUUUUCUCUCACAGCUACAUCAUGCUGCCAGCUGUCGUCACUCUUGCCAGCGCUUCGUUCCUGUUAGUGAGUGGGUUCCUUGGCUCGUGGCUGAGCCUCAGGGACUCCACCUUUCUGCAGGGACUGUUUGUAUUUCUGCUGGUUUUCGUCUUUUGUCUGGAAAGUACAGCUUCAGCGUUGGCUUAUUUUCACUCUACACAGCUGCAUUCAGAAAUAUCUCCCCUGAGUGCAGUGUUUAAGAACUACACAGGCAGCAGCCAGGACCCAAACUCUCGAGCUGUGGAUGCUGCACAAGAGGAGCUGCAGUGUUGUGGUGUCAGCAGCUACAGGGACUGGCUGGAAACCUCCUGGUUUAACCGCACUGGAGGCCUCUGGGUUCCUCACAGCUGCUGCAACAAUACUUUCUCGUUCUGCAAUGGCACUGUGGACCAGCCGUGGCUGCUUAACACACCGGGCUGCCAGGUGAAGCUGGAGUCGAGCUUACAGUUUGUGCUGAGUUUUAUCAUCUGGGGCUUGCCGUUGGUUUUUCUGGUGGAGGUUGUUUUAUUUGUGACUGUGGGACAGCUGAUGAAGAACCAAUCAUUAAUGGACUAUCAAAUACUGGAAAAACACUAAAAGAAACUUUGACAGAUGGGAUAGCAUUGCACUUUGCAAUGAUAGUACUACAUAGUAUGUCAUAUUGUAUUGUGUAAAUGUGCAUCAAAUUAUUACUGAGAUUGUUUAAUUAUUUCUGAGCGUCAGACCUCUCACCUCCCUUACUACUACUGUAAAACAAUCAGAUGCAGAUUUGGUUAUUUGUGUCUGACAACUUACAGAUUACACAUCCCUCAUAUUUGAUUGUUGCUGUGUUGUAUAUGGGAAAGUUUUUUUACUCUCUUUAUUUCUAAUAUUUCUGUCAUAUUUGUCUCAAAAUGCCUCACACACAGAGAAUUAAAAAGGGACAAUAAACUAAA
Plectropomus leopardus (leopard coralgrouper) is the source of this 1231-nucleotide messenger RNA. RefSeq names its product tetraspanin 37 (gene tspan37). NCBI's taxonomy places the organism in Eukaryota, Metazoa, Chordata, Actinopteri, Perciformes, Serranidae. The record is from RefSeq and is a predicted model, not a curated record. Gene Ontology annotation, cellular component: plasma membrane.